GAGAAAGCCGGUGGGCGAAGGAUGUUGCCCUGCAUGCCCAGCCACGGAAGGCGCGAGCUUGACGCGUUGGAGGGGACCCUGCGCCUCGACACGAGGCCCCACCACUGCUGGCCGCUCUUCUCCUCUACCCACACACACGACGCUGCUUGCCCUCACGCGCUUGGAUGGAGCUAGUCUUAGCAUUCGCAUAUUCUGGCUACCAUCUCUGGAAGCACCGCCGGAAAUCUCGCAUCGACGUCGCCGAGCCGUAUCUACUCAACAUACCCGCCGAGAUCAGGCUUCUCGUGUACGACUUUCUGUUCGAUGAGCAGGACGAGACGCAAUCGGCCUCUACAUUCCUCCUGCCGCUGCUCGCCUGUCGACUGAUCCAUCAUGAAGCCUGUCAACGAGCCUUCACACGCGCCAAUUUCUCCCUGAAGAUUCGCAACGCCAGCUCUCCCUACUGGAGCCCAGCUAUCUUGAAAGUUCCCUAUCGCAAGCUCAGCUGUGUGCGGAACAUCACUAUACUCUGGGACAGCAAUAUGCUCGAAACCAAGGAUCUCCGGCGCUUCUUCUACGAGCUCGAAUGCGGACCGCUCAACCUCGACCGGCUAACUUUCAAGAUCACCAGCCCGUUCUCCCGCGCACCGUUCCGCGCCAAAUACGCGCCGCUGUUCCCCGCCGCACAAAACUUCUCCAAAUACGUUAUGGAAGAGCUGCGCCUCCUUCCCAACGUCGACAAGGUCGUGGUUCCGAAUCCUUCGAUCGAGAUCAAGCGGAAUUUCCAAUACCUCUUCGACCCUGAGAAACCGAACUUGAGAUUUGGCGGGACGCCGGGCAAUCCCACCAUUGAGGCUGUCGAAAAGACUCUCGGUGUCUGGAAAUACACUGUUGUGAGGGAGGGGAAGGAUGUCAGAUAUUGGAGGCUGGAAUUGACGCAUCCCAAAGCCGACGCUUCGGGCUCAGAAGAUGAGGCUGCAGAUACCACCUCUGGAUAGGAGUGUGAAUUUGGAAAGGGCUACAAUCUGCGCCAUACUACCGAUCCGCUGCCUUGCCGGAAGCGUGAGUAGGCGACCUAUUGAAAGGGCGCUGAAGGCACGUUCCCUCGAAGGUAAUUGUUUUAGGUGAGGAACAUCAAGUUCUAUCCUCGUCGUCUCUCUCAAGAAGCAC
Trematosphaeria pertusa is the source of this 1149-nucleotide messenger RNA. RefSeq lists its product as uncharacterized. The transcript has a single exon. The record is from RefSeq and is a predicted model, not a curated record. NCBI's taxonomy places the organism in Eukaryota, Fungi, Ascomycota, Dothideomycetes, Pleosporales, Trematosphaeriaceae. The coding region runs from base 165 to 977 and encodes 270 amino acids.